AAUAUAUUUUUGCUCAAUCACAGGUAAACACCACUCUUUCUCUCUCUUGUUCCCUCCCUAUACGAAUAUAAAUUCCAAAGCGAAAGCGAAAAACUUCGAAUUCAAGAGAGAAAUUGCGGUUUUAGGGUUUUGUUUUUCAGAAUCCCGAGGCUAAAUCUCUCUUCAAUUCAUCACAAAUUCCAUAUAAAUACAUCGAAAUAACCAAUCACAAUACUUGCUUUUGAUUGAUUCUUGAAAAAUCGAAUCGCUUUUUGAGAUUCCAGAUAGGUAAUUAGGGUUUAUAUAGAGAAAAAGUGAAGUGGGUUGAAUCAAGUUAGAUUUUUUCUUUGUGUGUGUGGUUGUGGUGGCUCUGGUUUGAAAGAUGGCGGAUGUGACACUGCAUAUAUACGAUGUGACGAAUAGUGGAUCGGAGAAAGCCAACAACACCAUUCUUCAGAUCAAUAAGAUCUUUAAGGAUGGUAUUGGUCUUGGUGGCAUUUUUCAUAGUGCUGUUCAGGUUUAUGGAGAGGAUGAAUGGUCAUUUGGAUACUGUGAGCAAGGUACUGGGGUUUUUAGCUGCCCUUCUGGACAGAACCCAAUGUACACAUAUCGUGAAUCCAUUGUUCUAGGGAAAACAAACCUUUCCAUUUUCAAGGUAAAUCAAAUAUUGAGAGAGCUCAGUAGAGAGUGGCCUGGAAGUGCAUAUGAUCUGUUGGCCAAAAACUGCAACCACUUCUGUGAUGAAUUCUGUGAAAGGCUUGAUGUACCAAAACUUCCAGGUUGGGUUAAUAGGUUUGCUAAUGCUGGUGAUACUGCCAUGGAAGUUGCAGAGAAUACGGCAUUACGGUUCCGGCAAGCGAAAACAGAGAUUGUAUCAGCGAGCAAAGUAGCAUACAGGUUCCUCCUAGGCGUUACAAAUAACGUUACUAACAAUGUUACAAACAACAUUAAAACAGGUCCUGAUUCCCCCAACAGUUCCAACAGCGGAGUGUCUUCCCCAAGAUUUCAAGCUUCUUGGUUGAAAAAUAUAAUUACCAAUGGUGCAAAACCAUCCACUAGUUCAGAAGCUGAGAAUCACAAUGGAGUUGCUCCAUUACACCCAACGAGAGAGGAUGACAAGGCUCUGCUACGUAAUUCAUCUUCUCGUAGUUCAUCGUCUCGUAUUGAUAGUUGAUGAAAAGGAAUCUGUGUCAAAAAUGCUUAGUUACUCUCUGAUGUGUAUUGUGUACUAUUUUGAUAAGUCACAAAAAGGAAACAGAAUUUUUCAUGGUAUUCAUUGUGUAUCAAAUGUAUAAUUUUCAUUUGUUGUAUAACUUCAAAACCUUAUUAUUGGUGCCUGGUGAAACUAUUGUUCAAUGAAAGGUUAUUGUUUAGAUGUC
Molecule: messenger RNA, 1358 nt
Organism: Vicia villosa (hairy vetch)
Lineage: Eukaryota; Viridiplantae; Streptophyta; Magnoliopsida; Fabales; Fabaceae
Exons: 4
Coding region: 362-1153 (263 amino acids)
Biological process (GO): protein deubiquitination
Molecular function (GO): deubiquitinase activity
Source: RefSeq, a predicted model, not a curated record